CGAGCAAUUAAGACUUGCCAAAAAUUAUUUUCCGUGUCGCGCUGACAUUUAAAAAUUACAUUCUUCAGCAUAAAUAUACAAUUGCAUAUCUUGCGAAAGUCCAAUUGGGAAAAUCCUGUUUUUUCAUUGCUGUGUGAAACGAAAACUUCAAGAAUAGUAUUGACAGAAUUGUGCACAAGGAAAGGAGAAAUAACUGAACAGAUUGCUUAAUAUAAACGAGAACUCCAGUGUCUUUGCGCGAUUACUUUGUAAGAAAAAUUGCAGUAAAUCGGCAAAAAUUGUUAUUUAAAUGUGUAUAUAGUGAUUACACUUACAAGUUUUGUAAAAAUAAACCUAAUCUAAUAACGAUUGUAUGUCUCUCAGGCAGUAGACAACCAUUUGGAGAAUAAAUCUUCGGUCGAAGAAGUAGAAGCGCUGGAUUCCUAAUAACGCCCAUUGUGAAGCCCUAAAGGUUUUGGAGGUUGUGAGGUUACUAACACCAUUGCAGCUUUUGCAAACUCCACCUUUAAGCGCAUACUAUUAUUAUAAAUUAACUGUUUUCUAAGCACCUGCUUGAAAAGUACAAGUCCAUCCAUAAGCGUGUUGUAUACUUGAGUGAGUGAGUGAACAUUGUUUGUGACAUCGGAGCAUAACUGCAUAUAUUCAUCUAACACAAAAUACGUAAAUAAAUACUAUAUAACUAAAAAUUAACGUACUGAACUCAGGCGAAUUUAAGAGAGCAUUGGUAAGCUAAUAUUAAAGGAGAUGGAUAUCGAAACCGCCCAACAAAACGGCAAUGCGGACUCACGUGAGAGUUCCGUGGAACGUGAGCUCAACGAGGAAGUGCAGGCUGUGGAGCUAAAUGGCUCAUCUGAUUCGGGGAAGAGCUUGAAUGGGCUCAUGAAGAAGCCAUUACCCGUCGGCGAUGGACAUGAUCGCAUCAAACGCAAAGCCAAACGUCUCAUACAGAGACAAAAUAGUCGUGGCGAGACAAAUGGUGCUGCCAGUGCAGCAAUUGCUGCUGCACUCAAUAGCACCACGGGCAGUUAUGUUGUGCCACAUCGUCGCUGGAAGAAUAGUCGUCGUUCACGUAACGGCCACGGACGUGGUUUGCCAAAGAAAGGUGGUGCCGGCGGUAAGGGUGUUUGGGGUUUGCCGGGUUCGGAAGCGCUCGAGGAAGUGUACGAAGAUGAGAAUGAUCCCAACUACGAUAGUGAAUGUAAUGAUAAGAACAUCGAAUUGCGUGAAGUUAUUCCGGAGGUGACACCGGAAGAAUUCUUCAAAUUGGCUGAACCAAUUGUUUUGGAGUAUUAUGAGCACGGCGAUACCCAUGAGGUGGCUGUGAGCUUUGACGAGAUACUUACCGGUCCGCUGCGACCAUAUGUGACAAGCGUUGUGGUUGAGAUCUCAAUGGAUCAUAAGGAUUCGCAGCGUGAAAUGACAUCGGUUUUGAUAUCCGAUUUGUAUGGACGUGUCAUAACCGCCAAGGAUAUCGAGAAAGGUUUUGAAAUUUUACUCGAAAAUUUACCGGACUUGACGUUGGACACUCCGGACGCGCCUACCAUACUAGGCAAUUUCCUUGCACGUGCCGUCGCCGAUGACUGCCUCCCACCCAAAUUCGUCACAAAGCCGACUGAUCUCGAUGCACAAAGUCAACACGCUGCCGCUGCUAUACGACGUGCUGACACCCUACUACACAUGAAACAGGGUUGGGCACAUUUGGACAAUGUAUGGGGCAUGGGUGGGCCACUGCGACCAGUCAAGACCAUCACCAAGGAGAUGACAUUGCUGCUAAAGGAGUAUUUGUCGUCACGCGACAUACAAGAAGCACAUCGUUGUCUUCGCGCACUCGAAGUACCACAUUUCCAUCAUGAAUUGGUGUAUGAAGCCAUUGUCAUGACACUCGAAUCCCUUAGCCAGACCACCGAGGAGGCCAUGUGUGAGCUACUCAAGUCGUUGGAUGAGGCAUGCUUGGUAUUGCCAGCCGGUAUGGAGCAGGGUUUCCUGCGCGUUUUUGACGACAUGGCUGACAUUGUUUUGGAUGUGCCACUUGCAUAUAUAAUAUUGGAUCGCUUCGUAGAGCGUUGCAAUCGUGGAGGUUUUAUAACCGAUAAGAUUUUAAGUAAUAUGCCCUCUAGAGGACGUAAACGUUUUGUCUCCGAAGGAGACGGUGGCCAUAUUAAGCCACAAACUAUUCCAAUUCGUGACUAAAAAGAAACGAAACAAAUUAAUUACAAUUUAAACACACACACAAAAACAACAAACCACAACUAAGUAACAACAACAACAAUCACUUUUUAACCACAAAAUAACUGCAUUCUUUCUACAAAAACAACUGACAAAUGAAAAACCACAACAACCUUAAUCAACAGCAACAAAAAGUAAAACGAAAAAAAGUAGUAUUAUCAACAGCUCUAAACAAAAUUAAAACAACAAAAACAAAUGGAAAUAUAAAUGACACCGACCGUUAAAAAUGAGACGACGAAAUGCAGAAAAAGCCAGAAGUGUGAACUUUAACAUUACAUUUGUACAAUUAUUUUCCUCACCACAAAUUUGUUUGCAUAAAAAACCAACAGCAACAACAACAACAAGGGUGUUACAAAUUUGCAAAGCCUGCGGAGCAGCAAUAAACAACGAGAUAGAAGAGUGCGCGCAAAAAUAUACGGAAUUGCAAAUUCGACAAAUUAUAAAGCAACAACAAUAACUACAUUUUUUGACAGCUUUCAUUGUGCUGCUCCAAUGAAUGUUGUAGGAGUUCUGCUAAAAUUAUUCACCUAAGAACGUUGUAUAAUGUUUGUUGUAGUUGUUGAAACAAUACACAGGCGCAUGGAAAUAGCAAAUAAUCACCAAAAUCGAAUAGCAAACACAAGAGACCGUGAUAAAUACGCUGUGAUGUGACCACGAGCGAAGCACUUCCUCAUCUGCACAGACCACAUACUCACCAACAUCCAGCAGAUCGACAUGAGUCCAUCAAUCACUCUUCUGUAACUAAUUUAAGAGGCAUGUCUGUGAACUGCUUUUUUUUGACUUGAGACACCGAAUGUAAUUUUAAGUUUUCAUGCUAUGAUUUGAAUUCUCGCAAAUUUAUUGUAUAUGUACGUUUGCUGAAGUUUGAGUAAAUAAUUGCUGUAUUUUUUAAUAUAAAAUUUUUGUAAAGAAAAAACAAAGAGAAACGAACGAAAACACUGCAAAUAUUAUGAGUAGAAAUUUGAUAAAAGAAAAAUUGAAAUUUUGUAAU
This is a messenger RNA of Bactrocera tryoni, 3217 nucleotides long. It is a transcript of the gene Pdcd4, whose product is annotated as programmed cell death protein 4. Lineage: Eukaryota; Metazoa; Arthropoda; Insecta; Diptera; Tephritidae. The record is from RefSeq and is a predicted model, not a curated record. Gene Ontology annotation, cellular component: cytosol; nucleus. The coding region runs from base 745 to 2190 and encodes 481 amino acids. Gene Ontology annotation, biological process: negative regulation of DNA-templated transcription. The transcript is spliced from 5 exons.